UUUCUCUUCCUCCUUCUCCCGUGCCUUGUGAGCUCUGCUAACAUUCUUGUCCUGGAAACAAUGGCUUCCCCGAGUCAUCACAUCUGGAUACGAACUCUGACAACAGCCUUAGCAGCCAGGGGUCACAAUGUAACGUCUCUUUCAACGGAUAUUGAGGAAAACCCCCCGGAAAAUCUUCACUACCUCCACUUGGACAGAGUCUACGAGGUCCUGUAUAAUCCAGAAGAUGAAGAUUUUAACGAGGAGAUUGAUUUCUUUGAUAUGGGCAGUAUGAAUCCUUAUCUUCAGCUCUUUAUAUUUUUGGAUUUCUCAGAGAGCUCUGUUAAAGGAUGCAUCAAGUCCAAAGGAUUCAAGCAGUUGAUGGCAUAUCCGGAUAGUUUUAAAUUUGAUUUGGUAAUCUACGACUUCCUAGUUGACGGAAUAAUGCUGCCAUUUGUACAGAAGUUCCAUGAUCCACCAGUUAUUGCCCUAACUGCAUUCUAUUCUGUGGAAUAUGCAACGCAAAUUGUCGGAGGAACAUUCAAUCCUGCCUUUGUUAAAUACAUAAUCUAUGAAGGAGAUCUCAGUACAUUUAGUGGGAGGCUCAAUAAUUUUCUUCUAAGUCAUUUGGAUUACUUUCUUAGGAUGUACUACGUGGCGCCUCAAAUUAAUUCAAUUCUGAGGACGGAAAUGCCCUGGGCAAAGGAUAUCAGAGAGCUAAAUCAACUUGCUAAGAUUGUCCUACUUAACAAGCAUCCAGGUCUCGAUAUCAUUGAACCUGCUCUUCCGAAUGUUAUCUCCGUUGGAGGAAUGCAAAUUCAACGGAAUAAAGGACUCCCCAAAGAUCUUCAGGAAAUCCUCGACUCUGCAAAGGAAGGAGUGAUCCUCUUCUCAUUGGGAACUAACGUAAAGAGCGCAAUGUUGGGUGAUGCUCGUCAAACGGAAAUCUUGGAGGCUUUCAGGAGUCUUCCUCAGUACAUGUUCAUUUGGAAAUUUGAAGUGGAAUCCCUUCCUGUGGAAGUUCCUAAGAAUGUAAUAAUUCGCAAAUUUGUGCCCCAGAGUGAUCUUCUGGCUCAUCCCAAUCUCAAGCUCUUCAUUAGCCACUGUGGACUACUGAGUACGCAGGAAGCAGCCUGGUAUGGAGUCCCAAUCCUUGGGCUUCCUGUCUUUGCGGAUCAGCACCAAAAUAUGAAGUUGAGCUUGAAGACAGGAAUGGCUCUGGAGGGAGAUAUUGGAAAAAUCGAACAGAAUUCAUUUAGAAAAUUAAUCGAGGAAAUGCUGCAAAAUCCAAAGUACAGAGAAAACGCCCGGAUGCGUUCGGAGAUCUUCAGGGAUCAGAAGGAAACUCCUUUGGAGCGGGCAGUUUGGUGGACUGAGUUCGUCCUCAGGCAUCCCAAUGUGACUUUCAUGAAAUCCCCAUCGCUUGAUUUAGGAUUGGCAGCUCGGCAGUCAUGGGAUGUCUUGGCUUUCUUAUUUAUCGUCAUUUCGAUCGGAGUUUUUAUCUCUCUGAAGACUAUUUGCUGUUGCUACCGGAUAUGUUGCAAAAAAUCCCGGAAAGCUAAGAAAGAUUAA
Molecule: messenger RNA, 1551 nt
Organism: Lutzomyia longipalpis
Lineage: Eukaryota; Metazoa; Arthropoda; Insecta; Diptera; Psychodidae
Product: UDP-glycosyltransferase UGT5-like
Exons: 2
Coding region: 61-1551 (496 amino acids)
Molecular function (GO): UDP-glycosyltransferase activity
Source: RefSeq, a predicted model, not a curated record